Messenger RNA from Hevea brasiliensis (rubber tree), 1310 nucleotides. RefSeq names its product putative 12-oxophytodienoate reductase 11. The coding region runs from base 62 to 1204 and encodes 380 amino acids. The record is from RefSeq and is a predicted model, not a curated record. NCBI's taxonomy places the organism in Eukaryota, Viridiplantae, Streptophyta, Magnoliopsida, Malpighiales, Euphorbiaceae. The transcript is spliced from 5 exons. Gene Ontology annotation, molecular function: oxidoreductase activity; FMN binding.
GCUGGAUCAAGAGGAGCUUUACUCUUUGACCUUGUUGACUUGCGUGGGAUACAUUAUCACCAUGGCUGCGGAAGAAGAAAGCUCCAAGACCAUGGAAAUGGAGGAAUCACCAAUGCUCCUGUUAACUCCUUACAAGAUGGGAAAGUUUGAUCUCUCUCAUAGGAUAGUUUUGGCUCCCUUGACAAGGAUGAGAUCUUACAACUUCACAGCUCAACCACAUGCCAUCUUGUAUUACUCUCAAAGAACAACGAAGGGUGGUUUCUUGAUUGGAGAAGCAUCAGCAGUUUCAGAAACUGCUAUAGGUGGCCCAAACAUUCCCGGAAUUUGGACAAGAGAACAUGUGGAAGCUUGGAAACCCGUUGUGCAUGGUGUUCAUCAGAAAGGAGGCAUAUUUUUUUGUCAGCUCUGGCAUGCUGGAAGGGCUUCUGAUUACUGCUUUCAGCCAAAUGGUCAUCCUCCCAUCUCUAGUACUGACAAGCCAAUAAAAUCUAAAUUUCACAUUGAUGGCACUACUCCAGCUGCAUUUCCUCCUCCUCGUCGGCUCUUGACUGAGGAGAUCCCUCAGAUUGUCGAGGACUAUAGAAUUGCUGCAAGAAAUGCUAUAGAAGCAGGUUUCGAUGGAGUGGAGAUUCAUGGAGCCAACGGGUACCUAAUUGAUCAAUUCUUGAAAGAUAAGGUAAAUGAUAGGACAGACACAUAUGGAGGGAGCUUAGAAAAUCGUUGUCGAUUUCUAUUUGAAGUAGUUAAAGCAGUAGCUGAUGAGAUUGGAGCUUAUAGAGUUGGCAUUAGACUCUCACCAUUUGCGGAUUAUAACGACUGUGCAGAUUCCAACCCUGAAGCUCUUGGCUUGUACGUGGUUGAGUCCCUCAACAAAUUUGGAAUUCUCUACUGUCAUGUGAUAGAACCUCGGAUGAUCACUCAGUUUGAGGCGCAGCCGACAGGACAUAGUCUUCUGCCUAUGAGAAAGGCUUUCAAGGGUACUUUUAUUGUUGCUGGAGGAUACACUAGAGACAAUGGUAAUGAAGUGAUUGCUAGUGGAGGUGCUGAUUUAGUUGCACUUGGACGCUGGUUUCUGGCUAACCCUGAUCUACCAAGGAGAUACGAGCUCAAUGCUGCGCUUAACAAGUAUGAUAGAAGCACUUUUUAUACAUUUGACCCUGUUGUUGGCUAUACAGACUACCCAUUCCUCGACGGUAGUAAGUAGGCUAGUCUUCCACAUUACAUUAACAACAAUUGCAUUUUAUGAGAUUUGACGAUGUGUAGGGCUUUGCCAUUUGAAUGUAUCGAAGAAUUUGGCAAUUCCAUCACCA